Molecule: messenger RNA, 2746 nt
Organism: Coffea arabica (coffee)
Lineage: Eukaryota; Viridiplantae; Streptophyta; Magnoliopsida; Gentianales; Rubiaceae
Source: RefSeq, a predicted model, not a curated record
GUGGAACCCUAAUACCCACACCCACCGCCGCGCCGCCCCCGUUUUCCCCUCAGUCUGUCUCUCUUUUGCUUUGCCUUUGGCCCUCUCCACUGACCAGUCCGCUCUUCCAUCUCCAUUGUGAUGCCCCAUCUCUCCAUCUCCGGCGACGCUCUCUGACAUCAGAAGUGCGUUGGAUAUCAGAGGUCCAAGAAGUCCAUCUCUGGCGACGCUCUCUCCAUCUCCAUUCUCCAGCAGUCCCAAAAUCCAAAGAAGCCAAACCCGGCUUCUUUCUCCACCUUCUAGCAGCCCGGCUUUCUUUCUCACAAUCACAGUUAAAAAAAGCGUGAUCAAUCCAAUUCUCUGUUUCUGAUGUGGGAAAACAAAUAAGGCCGUUAAGAUGAGCUCAGGCGCCGUUUUCAUGUUGGAGUCAAUUGCAGGGUCAUUUUCGUUGUCUUUAUGCGAGAUCCGUGUCGUGAGGUGGCCGCACUCUUAACAAAUAAGCAUACUCUUUGUUCAAUACCUCCUUGUAUCUAAAUUACAGAAGUCUUAUAUCUAAAUUAUAGAAGUCUUGCACCCUUCUUCGUAUUAAUGGUAUUAUUGGGGAAAAUGCAAGUCGAAUGUUAUUAUGCAUGGGAGGCAACAGAGGGAAGGUGAGAGUCAUCAUCGGAGGAUUGUUGUUGUUCGGAAAAGUGGUUGCGGCGGUCAGCACAUGCGGUCUGUCCCUUUGAGCACGACCAGGAACAGUUUAGCUGACGGCGGCGGUGACUCGAGUCUUAUUUCUACUGUUAUUACCAUAAUUUCUAGUGAUUCCUUCCGCAAGGUCCUCUGUUUAUCAUUCGAGUCCCAAUUUCGAAACUACACAUUCGAUACUCUUCGGUUCUUUCCAGUAUCCAUGGCUAAAUCUACUAGCAGUAGCAGAAGAAAGCGCCAUACAAAAGAAGAUGAAGAGAAAUACGACGACGCUUCAACAUCAUCACCUCAAUCCUCUUCUUCCGAAGAGGAUGAUGAUAAUAAGCGAAGCCACAAAUGCUGCCGUGGCGACGAUAGGGGUCCUAGGAAAUCCUCUUCGAGGAAAGACAGAAAAUCAUCCAGUAGGAGGAAAAGAAAGGAAAAGGAACGGAGAAGUAAGCACAAAUCGAAGGAGUAUGAGAGGAGAAAGAAGGAUAAAUAUUAUUUGGAUGAGUCCGAAGUGGCAGAGUCGUUGCCUAGGUCAGAUGGGGAUGAUGAUGAUUCUGGAUUGGAGAAUCCGGAGGACGUUGUCAAAUGUAUUUUGAAGGAGUUUCCUGCUGUCUCCAGAGAUUUGGAACAGCUUCUACACAUGAUAGAUGAUGGUCAAGCAGUUGAUAUAAGGGGAUUGUCAGAAAAAACAUUGGUGAAGCACCUGAGAAGGCUAUUUCUAUGUCUGAACCUUAAAGAAACUGGUGAUAAUAUCUUUCUACUGAAAUCAGAGGGCCAUCCUACAUUGGAGGUUUGUAGACCUGUCAUUCAUGGCUAUGGACAGUCUUCAAAGCAGCAGCUUGAUCAUUGUACAUUGGAGAACGAAUUGCUCUCGGUAUCACCAGAUGGCAGAAAUGGACCAGAUGCCAACAUGACUAAAUCAUCUGAAGGUGCCAUUGGUCCUAGACGAAGGGUAAUUGGCCCUGAAAUGCCAUCUGCUGAACUACUUGCAGCUGCAGCCAAAUUAACUGAAGCAGAAGCUGAGUUGAGAGAGGCUGAGUUAGUGGACGAUUCUGAAUUGUUUAUAGGGCCUCCUCCCGCCGCUUUUGUUUCUGAAGUUGAAUCAUCAAAUGAAGCAGAACGAUUUGAAGAGAUUACAAGAAUUAUGGGAGCUGAGGUGGAUAGUCCAUAUGAUAUUCUGGGAGUGAACAAGAAUAUGUCAGCCGAAAACAUGAAGAAAAGGUACUGGAAAUUGUCCCUCAUGGUACAUCCGGACAAAUGCUCUCAUCCACAGGCCCACCAAGCAUUUGUGAAGUUGAACAAGGCUUUUAAAGACUUGCAGGAUCCAGAUAAACGAAAAGCAUUGGAUGAGAAAAUAAAGCUCAAAGAGGAACAAGAGGAAUUCAAGGCGGAAUUGAAAGCAAUGAAAGAAGCUGCACACUGGAGACGUUUGCAAGGUAUAUCAAUGGAGGGUGAUGAUAUACUUUUAGCUGACAUGGAGGCUAAGGUGGAACCUAAAAGAGAUGAAUGGAUGACAACACUACCUCCUGAAAGAAAACCUGGGAUGACCAUGCAAUCAACAAAAUUCAGCAGAAGCUCCAAGGAGGGGCGCGGGGAUACUAGUGUCUGGACUGACACACCAUCAGACCGAGCCCAGAAAGCAAAAAUGAAUUAUUUGGAAGCCUAUAAUGAGGCUUCAGCACUUGCUUCAAAUGAGCAAGAAAGAAAACGAUCCAAUUCAGAUGCACAUUUGGUAGAUGAAUACAACAAAUCGAAGCGGUCAAAGUCACUAGUAGACAAGCAUCAAGAGCUAGCUCAAAAUCGAUCAAAGAAAAAAUCCAAGCAGGAACCAGUUAAAGAAGAAUGGGAGGGAAAGCAUCCAUGGAGACCAUGGGAUCGUGAGAAGGAUUUGACAGCGGGACGGCAAAGUGUGAAAUUGGAUGCUGAAAACAUGGCUCAGGGUUUGUCUUCUAGGUUUUCCUCAGGAUCAUUUCAAAGAAACUUCCUGUAGAGCAUUGAAUCAAGAGUCUAAUUUAUAAGCUGCCAGAAGUCCUGUAUCAGAUUGACGUAAGAUAUCUUUAAAGAAGUGGUUUUUGCGGUCAGUUCCUGC